Molecule: messenger RNA, 2862 nt
Organism: Entamoeba dispar SAW760
Lineage: Eukaryota; Evosea; Mastigamoebida; Endamoebidae
Product: actin, putative
Exons: 1
Coding region: 1-2862 (953 amino acids)
Source: RefSeq, a predicted model, not a curated record
AUGAGUGGGAAAACAAAAGAGGACAAGAAGAAAUUAAAAGAGGAAGAAAAAAGGAAGAAAGAGGAAGAAAAGAAAAGGAAGGAAGAAGAGAAGAAAAAGAAAAAAGAAGAAGAAAAAAAAAAAAAAGAAGAAGAAAAAAGAAAGAAAGAAGAAGAGAAGAAAAGGAAAGAAGAAGAAAAAAAACACCGCGACCACAAACAUGAUGACAAAAAACAUGAGGAAAAAGAUAAAAAAGAUGAAAAUGACAAAAAAUUGAAGAACGAACCUGAAGAAGAAACCAGAAAGAAAGCUGAAGAGGAGGUUAAGAAAAAAGCAGAAGAAGAAGCUAAGAAGAGGGCUGAAGAAGAAGCUAAGAAAAAAGCAGAAGAAGAAGCUAAGAAAAAAGCAGAAGAAGAAGCCAGAAAGAAAGAAGAAGAAGAAGCCAGAAAGAAAGAAGAAGAAGCCAGAAAGAAAGAAGAAGAAGAGGCUAAGAAAAAAGCAGAAGAAGAGGCUAAGAAAAAAGCAGAAGAAGAAGAGGCUAAGAAAAAAGCAGAAGAAGAGGCUAGAAAGAAAGCUGAAGAAGAAGAGGCUAGAAAGAAAGCUGAAGAAGAAGAGGCUAAGAAGAGAGCUGAAGAAGAAGAAGAGGCUAGAAAGAAAGCUGAAGAAGAAGAGGCUAGAAAGAAAGCUGAAGAAGAAGAAGCUAAGAAGAAAGUAGAAGAAGAAGAAGCUAAGAAAAAAGCAGAAGAAGAAGAAGAGGCUAGAAAGAAAGCUGAAGAAGAGGCUAGAAAGAAAGCUGAAGAAGAGGCUAGAAAGAAAGCUGAAGAAGAAGCUAGAAAGAAAGCUGAAGAAGAAGAGGCUAAGAAGAGAGCUGAAGAAGAAGAGGCUAAGAAGAGAGCUGAAGAAGAAGCCAGAAAGAAAGAAGAAGAAGAAGCUAAGAAAAAAGCAGAAGAAGAAGCUAAGAAAAAAGCAGAAGAAGCUAGAAAGAAAGAAGAAGAAGCUAGAAAGAAAGCUGAAGAGGAAGAGGAAGAGGUUAAGAAGAAAGAAGAAGCUAAAACAUUUAACACUAGUAAGCCUAACGGAACUGGGGUAUCAACUCAGUUAGGACUUGCUUCACAACCAGGACUAGCUUCACAACCAGGACUUGCUUCACAACCAGGACUAGCUUCACAACCAGGACUAGCUUCACAACCAGGAUUAGCUUCACAACCAGGAUUAGCUUCACAACCAGGAUUAGCUUCACAACCAGUAGGAUUAGGACUAAGUUCAACUCCAAGAGCACAACCUAGAUUAGGGCUUGGAGGAGGAUUAGGAAUACAACCAGCUGGAUUAGGAUUAGGACUUGGAGCACAACCAACAGGAUUGGGGUUAGGACUUGGGGCAAACUCAAGACCAUCCAUGGGGCUAGGACUUGGAGCACAACCUGCAGGGUUAGGAUUAGGACUUGGAGGACAGCCAGGGCUCGGAAUGCAACCAACAGGACUAGGACUUGGAGCACAACCAACUGGAUUAGGAUUAGGACUUGGAGCACAACCAACUGGAUUAGGAUUAGGACUUGGAGCACAACCAGGAUUAGGAGGACUUCCACCAAUAGGUGGAUUAGGAGGACUACCACCAGUAGGAGGGUUACCACCAUUAGGAAUGAAUGCUCCACAAGAAGAGAUUGUAACAGAAGUUGAACAAGGAGGUGAGAAGAAGAAACGAAAGAGACAAAAGAAGAAAAUUAUGAUUUCACAGUCAGCAUUUUUCACACAUGAAAAUGAAGAAAAGGCAAACGCAAUGUUAAGUAAGAUUGCUGAUGAUGCAGUAUUAGUAUUUGAUUGUGGAAGUUCAUUUAUCAAAGUUGGAGUUGCAGGAGAAGAACAACCAAGAAAAGUUAUUCCAACUUGUUACUGUACAAUAGAAGAUGAGGACUACGAAGGAGGAGAAAGAAAAGAAUUUGGUUAUAAAGCAAUUGAUGAGGAUGAGGGAUUAGUGUGGCCACUUGACCCAAGGAAAGAUACUGAUUGGGAUGGAUUACUUGCUAUUAUUCAAAAUAUUUAUGAAAAUGAGUUAGAUGGAUGUGAUCCAGCAUCUCAUCCAGUUGUUAUGACAGAACUACCGAAUAUGAAUGAAGUAUCAACAGAUAAAAUCAAAUCUAUGAUGUUCAAUGAUUUGAAUGUUCCAUUUUUAAAAAUAGUUAAUCCUGCAUUAAUGGCAUUAUAUGCUGAAGGUAAAGAAACAGGGGUUGUAGUUGAAAUUGGUAACAGAAUGCAAAUAGUACCAGCUGUUGAUGGGUAUGUUAUUGAUAAUGCUAUUACUAAAAUUAAAGGUAAUGUUUCUGGACUAACAGAGUACAUGUCUCGUUUGUUAAGAGCUUGUGGUUAUAUCUAUACUACAUCAGCACAAAUGGAAUUAGUAAGAGCAAUUAAAGAGAGUGUAUGUUAUGUUGCUUUAGAUUAUGAAGCUGAAAUGAAAAAGAAAGCAAAGGAUGUAAUGAAAGAGUUUCAAGUUCCAGGUAAUGAAAACACUUCAAAAUUCUUCCAAGAACGAUUCCAAUGUCCUGAGGCUUUAUUCCAACCUGAAAAAGUAGGAAUAGAUGCUGAAGGAGUUCCUUCAAUGUUAUUUUCCACAAUUAAAAAAUGUCCAUUAACUUCAAGAAGACCAUUAUUAAAUCAUAUCAUUUUAUCAGGUGGGUCAACAUUAUUCCCUGGAUUACCAGAAAGACUUGAAAAAGAACUUAAACAACUUUGUACUGAAAAUAAGAUGAAUCCAAGAGAUGUUAAGAUAUCAGCAUUACAAAACAGAAAAUACUUAGCAUGGACAGGUGCUGCUUUGUUAGCAGGAAUGUCUACAUUACUUGAUGAAGAAAAAUGCACAAAAGAUUAUUAUCAAGACAACUGUUGA